Molecule: messenger RNA, 213 nt
Organism: Cylicostephanus goldi
Lineage: Eukaryota; Metazoa; Nematoda; Chromadorea; Rhabditida; Strongylidae
Source: the annotation of a GenBank genome assembly
GAGUAUGACUUCUUCCAAAAUCUCGAAAUGCAUGUUCGUGCCAACUUCCCACCUUUGUGCGGACGAGACCAUUUAGCAUUUAGAUCGUACUACCAUCCUUGCAAGAACGUUAUUGACGGUGAUCUUUGUGAGCAAUUUGGAUUAAUGGAUGCACCUGCACAGCGAGAAGUAAUUGAAGGAUUGGAUAGGACGACAAGCGAGCAACAUGUAUGA